AUGCUCCAAGCUGCAGAGAAUAUACCAAGCACGAAACACAUUGCCAGUGAAUUGCAGGCGGACCUGUUCAAGACUUGGCUGAAUGAGAGGUAUACUCCUGACUCAAUCGUCAGCGGAUUCGGGUCCUUCCGGCUAAGGGAUAACCCGUCACUACUGAAUGUUGUGAUGGUCUACAUGAAGGAUUUCAACAAAGAGUAUCCAGAGAAGGCAACGACUUUACUUCCUCUACUUAGAAACAAUCAUUUCGACGACAGAGAUCUGACAAACUUGAUGGAGACGGCCUCGAAAAGCCCAGCCACUGAAGAUAUUGCGAAGGUGUUGCAGACAGAACGAUUACAGAGUUGGAUUGCCGAAAUGAAACCGCCUUCAGCCGUCUUUCUACUGCUUAAUAUGGAGAGGACAGACGGGUUUGUAGACCCUAACACUCUAGCCAGUUUCAAAUUCAAAGAGUUUGCCAAGUACGCUGAAAUGUUCAACAAGAAGAACCCCACAAAAACUGAAUCGUUGAUGUCACAGCUAGUAUUCCACUACGGGAAUUGGCACUUGCGAAAUAUGAUUGUGGUCGGUCUGAGAGAUCCGAGUACGGCGACAAUAGCAGCAAAGCUGGAGGCUAUGCAGUUUGAUCACUGCCUGAUGAAUCACUAUCCCCCAGACGAAGUCUUCAAGGCAGUGAUAUCUAAUCAUCCUGGAGAAAACAUCUUUAACGUCCCAGUGUUCAAAAUUUGGAUCAAAUACCUGGACGAUUACAGCGCCACACGCCCCGAAAUGGACAAAUACACGUUGAUUACGAUCCUACGAAAUAGGUUCUCGGAUUUCAAAUUGAAACAAAUGGUUAAAGAAGCUAUCGAAAAUCCGAGCACUGUCGAUAUUGCGAGGCGAGUGAAUGCUCAAUUGCGCCAUUAUACAGGAUACACGGGGUAA
Messenger RNA from Phytophthora nicotianae INRA-310, 921 nucleotides. RefSeq lists its product as hypothetical. The transcript has a single exon. NCBI's taxonomy places the organism in Eukaryota, Oomycota, Peronosporomycetes, Peronosporales, Peronosporaceae. The coding region runs from base 1 to 921 and encodes 306 amino acids. The record is from RefSeq and is a predicted model, not a curated record.